Thunnus maccoyii (southern bluefin tuna) is the source of this 3565-nucleotide messenger RNA. It is a transcript of the gene rbms3, whose product is annotated as RNA binding motif, single stranded interacting protein. The coding region runs from base 1174 to 2424 and encodes 416 amino acids. Gene Ontology annotation, cellular component: cytosol; nucleus; ribonucleoprotein complex. Gene Ontology annotation, molecular function: poly(U) RNA binding; poly(A) binding; mRNA 3'-UTR binding. The transcript is spliced from 14 exons. NCBI's taxonomy places the organism in Eukaryota, Metazoa, Chordata, Actinopteri, Scombriformes, Scombridae. The record is from RefSeq and is a predicted model, not a curated record.
GAGAGAGAGAGAGAGAGAGAGAGGGGAACUGUGUGACAGAGGGAAAGAGAACGAGGCAGGCUGCUUAGAGGAGUGAGAGAGCCAAGGAAGAAAUAAGGAACACAUUUUACAAGAGCAGGAAGAGGGAGGAUCGCAGACGAGGGACUCUUUCUCUACUGGGCACCUGGGACACAGUCACUGUGUUUUUUUUCACUCAUCUUCUCCAGUGGAUUGACUAACCAACCGGUGGAUUUUUAUAUACGCUUGUGCCACAUCCUUUAGAAACUGGAAUCAUUUCUCUGUGUUAUCUGCUCUCUGGCUGGCUCGACCGGUACAAACUGAGAUUGCUUUCUGUGUCUGUGCUCGGCUUCAGUGUUGUGAUUCUGCUCCGUGCACAAAGUGCAUCUGUCGGCAACCAGUGCUGAGGAUAUCUCCCCUCUGUCAAACAGGACAGCACACAGCCACCGUCGGAUCAGACUACAGAGAGGAGAGAGAGUGUGUGUAUGUAAGAGAGGGAAAGAUAGAGAGAGAGAGAGAGAGAGAGAGAGCGAGAGAGAGAGAGAGAGGGGAAGAGAGACAGAGUCAGAAUCACAGUGUGUGUUUGAGCGAGAGGCAGAUUAAAGCCCAGGCGAAAGACUGGAGUGAAACAGCUUAAAUAGAGAAGUGAACCUAUACGUCCUCUCCCGUUUUCCUUGCCAUCCCUUUCCUCCUCCUCUCCUCCUCCUCUUCCUCUCCCAUUUUCCAACAUUCACAGGACUGCCAGAGCUACUGCCACCUGCACCUCUUCACGUCUUCUCUUUCCUCUUCAUCCUCUACCUCACCCUUAUCACGCGUUACUAUCCGAUACCAGCCGCUGACGGACACUCUGCUCUUGGUUCAAGCACUUGUGGAAAUAUUUCCAUUGCUCCAGCAGUGAGAGACUGAGUGAGCAUCCAGCCGAUAACUGAGGCUCCGGACCGUUGAGGCACCGUUCGUCAGGAGCUUUCCCCCGUCAGAGGCAGACCUUCUUCCCAGCCGCUGUCCGGCACGAAGACCCUGCCUUCUCCCUGGAGGACCGGCUAACGACACAGUGGUGCGGACAGCAAAGAAAGGAUUCGCAUAGCUCCUCUGCUGCCUCUAUCCCAUCGCUAGCUACUUGGCAGCUCCCGCCCCCGUGUCACCAUUCCCUGCCUCAGUGCUAAGGAUUCCAGCUACAUGGGCAAGCGAUUGGAGCAGCAGCCAAUGUACCCUCAGUACACCUACUAUUACCCCCACUAUCUCCAGACCAAGCAGCCCUAUGCUCCACCCCCUCAUCCCAUGGCUCCUCCCAGCCCCAGCACCAACAGCUGCAGCCAGGGAGGGGCGGAGCAGCUGAGUAAGACCAACUUGUAUAUCCGAGGCCUGCCACCUGGGACCACCGACCAGGACCUCAUCAAGCUCUGCCAACCGUAUGGAAAAAUAGUGUCAACCAAGGCCAUUCUGGAUAAGAACACCAACCAGUGCAAAGGCUAUGGCUUUGUGGAUUUUGACAGCCCAGCUGCGGCACAGAAGGCUGUGUCGUCUCUCAAAGCCACUGGGGUGCAGGCUCAAAUGGCCAAGCAACAGGAGCAGGACCCUACCAACCUGUACAUCUCCAACCUGCCGGUGUCAAUGGAUGAGCAGGAGCUGGAGAACAUGCUGAAGCCCCUGGGUCACGUCAUCUCCACGAGGAUACUGAGGGAUGCCAACGGGGUCAGCAGAGGAGUCGGCUUCGCCAGGAUGGAGUCCACAGAGAAGUGUGAAGUAGUGAUACAGCAUUUCAAUGGAAAAUACCUGAAAACCCCGCCAGGAAUUCCAGCUCCCACGGAGCCUUUGCUGUGCAAAUUUGCCGACGGAGGGCAGAAGAAACGCCAGAGCCAGAGCAAGUACCCUCAGAACGGAAGGCCGUGGCACAGAGAAGGCGAGACUGGCAUGGCAUUAACAUAUGAUCCCGCUGCAAUGCAGAAUGGGUUCUACUCCUCGCCUUACAGCAUCGCCACCAACCGCAUGAUCGCACAGACCUCCAUCACGCCCUUCAUCGCUGCUUCCCCCGUUUCCACAUAUCAGGUCCAGAGUACGUCAUGGAUGCCUCAUCAACAAUAUGUUAUGCAACCUACAGGUGCAGUGAUCACGCCAGCCAUGGACCACACUAUGUCCAUGCAGCCUGCCAGCAUGAUGGGCCCUCUCACCCAGCAGAUGAACCAUCUGUCCCUGGGCACUACAGGAAGUUACAUGACUGCUGCAGCCGCCGCGGCGCCUAUGCAAGGGACCUACAUUCCCCAGUACACUCCUGUGCCUCCAACAGCCGUCCCUGUCGAAGGAGUGGUGACGGACGCCUCCCCCCAGACAGUGGCUCCCUCGUCACAGGAGGUGGCUGGCCAGCAGCAACAGAUGCAGGUGGACAGUGCUGCCGACCAUGUUCCUGCUUACUCAUACCAGUCCAAAUAGCAACAACCUGAGAGAAUGUUCCUGUGACAGCGUUGCCUUGAGACAGAAGGUGGCUGCACUGUGAAUGUGAGGAAAAGAGAAAAGAAAGAGAUUGCUUCCAGAUCGCCCAGGCACCAAAAAAGAGACACUUUUUUCAUUUCCUACCUGGCCUAUGAGAAAAAAACAGCAAGGAGGAGGCAAAGAGUGCUGAGGAAGGGGAUGCGGAAAUUGCUGGGCACAGUGCAAAGAAGUGAAAUUGUUUUGUCUGGGAACCUGCCUGAAGGGCUGGGCUGAAGCUAGAAAAGUUUCUCAAAGAAAAUUCUCAACCAAUUAAAAAAAAAAAAGAGAAAAAAAAAAACAAAUACAAAAUGACAAAAAAAAAAGGUUGAAUGCGAAGGUAGGUGAUGAAGUUUAUUUUGUAAUUAGAAAGGGGGAGUCAAGUUUGAGAUACACACAGAGAUUGUCUUCCUCAGAUAUUAAGCUACAAUUUCUUUUCACUAUUUUUUAUGUUCUAGUGUUAAAUUUUAGUUUUCUAGAUAUAUUCGAAAAACAAAGUGUUUUUUCUUUCUUGAAUCUUCAUGGCCUUAAUUUGAAGGGCGCCAGAAACUUUUUACAGAGUUAAAGUCUGACGUCUGGUUAGGAAAAAAAAAAAAAAAAGCAAACAAAAUCAGUCUCUUGGACCACUUGGAGGGUACAAGACACUGGAUGAGUUGUUAUAAAGAGGAAAAAAGAAUCUAUCACAUAAGCUGUACAGAUUUAAUAGAGAAGAGCUUUUUUUCUUUUCUUCAUUAGAAGAAAACUUUGAUAAUUAUUAUGUCAGAGGUAACUAAGUGUCAGAAGAAAACAAAAUGUCUGUCGGGGGAAAAAGACUCGAGGGGGGGAAAGAUGAAGCUUUGAAGAGAUUUUUCACAAUGAGGAAAAAAAAGAAAACAUAAGAAAACAUGCUGCAUUGUGGAUGCAGUCUGUUGCAAAUGCUGAACUUGUUUUUUAUUAUCAUAAUUAUUAUUUUACAAGGCAAAGUUGCUGUCAAUGACAUUAGUGCUUUUUAUCUGCCACAUUUUACCUUUUUUAUGAGCUUUAAGCUGUUUUUAGCCCGCUUUGCUUGUCACACUGCAAAAAGUUAAAAAAAAAAAAAAAAAAAAAAAAAAAAGAAAAAGAAGAA